CAUCUCAGCGUCAAUUGUUUGAGUUUCUCGUUUGCUAGCAGGUCUUAUCACUCGCUAAAUUUUAAAAAAUUUCGUCAUGCAAAUCUUUGUGAAAACCUUAACCGGCAAGACUAUCACACUUGAAGUUGAACCUAGCGACACCAUCGAAAAUGUGAAGACGAAAAUUCAAGAUAAAGAAGGAAUCCCACCAGACCAACAACGUUUGAUUUUCGCCGGAAAACAACUUGAAGAUGGCCGAACCCUUUCUGACUACAAUAUCCAGAAAGAAUCUACGCUUCAUCUUGUCCUUCGUCUUCGAGGUGGUAUGCAGAUCUUUGUCAAAACCUUGACCGGCAAAACUAUCACCCUUGAAGUUGAACCUAGCGAUACCAUUGAAAAUGUGAAGACAAAAAUUCAAGACAAGGAAGGAAUCCCACCAGACCAACAACGAUUAAUCUUCGCAGGAAAACAACUAGAAGAUGGCCGAACCCUUUCUGACUACAAUAUUCAGAAAGAAUCGACCCUCCAUCUUGUCCUUCGUCUCCGAGGUGGUAUGCAGAUUUUCGUUAAGACGCUGACGGGAAAAACAAUCACUCUUGAAGUUGAACCUAGCGACACAAUUGAAAAUGUAAAAACCAAGAUCCAAGACAAGGAAGGAAUCCCACCAGACCAACAACGACUGAUUUUCGCUGGGAAGCAACUAGAAGAUGGCCGAACCCUUUCCGACUACAAUAUCCAGAAAGAAUCCACCCUCCAUCUUGUUCUUCGUCUUCGAGGCGGUAUGCAGAUCUUUGUGAAAACCUUAACUGGCAAAACUAUCACACUUGAAGUUGAACCAAGCGACACAAUUGAAAAUGUGAAAACAAAAAUCCAAGACAAGGAAGGAAUCCCACCCGAUCAACAACGUUUGAUUUUCGCCGGGAAACAACUAGAAGAUGGCCGAACCCUUUCUGACUAUAAUAUCCAAAAGGAAUCGACCCUCCAUCUUGUCCUCCGUCUUCGAGGUGGUAUGCAGAUUUUUGUCAAAACCUUAACCGGCAAGACUAUCACUCUUGAAGUUGAACCUAGCGACACCAUUGAAAAUGUGAAGACGAAAAUUCAAGAUAAAGAAGGAAUCCCACCCGAUCAACAACGUUUGAUUUUCGCCGGAAAACAACUAGAAGAUGGCCGAACCCUUUCUGACUACAAUAUCCAAAAGGAAUCGACUCUACAUCUUGUCCUUCGUCUUCGAGGUGGUAUGCAAAUCUUUGUGAAAACCUUAACCGGCAAAACUAUCACUUUAGAAGUUGAACCCAGUGACACAAUUGAAAAUGUGAAGACCAAGAUUCAAGAUAAAGAAGGAAUCCCACCAGAUCAACAACGACUGAUCUUUGCAGGAAAGCAACUUGAAGAUGGCCGUACUCUUUCUGACUACAAUAUCCAGAAAGAAUCAACUCUUCAUCUUGUUCUUCGUCUUCGUGGUGGAUAUUAGAAAUAAUUCUAAGAAACUUUAAUAACCUCAUAUUGAAAUGACUGUAAAACACUUGGAUAUUAAUGUUGUAUUUGGUGUAUAUCAAUAGAAAAAUGUGUAUUUCUGUUAAAUAAAGUUCUUUUUUGGCAUUAAAAUUACUGCAAAUAUA
Molecule: messenger RNA, 1598 nt
Organism: Xenia sp. Carnegie-2017
Lineage: Eukaryota; Metazoa; Cnidaria; Anthozoa; Malacalcyonacea; Xeniidae
Product: polyubiquitin
Exons: 1
Coding region: 77-1450 (457 amino acids)
Biological process (GO): modification-dependent protein catabolic process; protein ubiquitination
Cellular component (GO): cytoplasm; nucleus
Molecular function (GO): ubiquitin protein ligase binding; protein tag activity
Source: RefSeq, a predicted model, not a curated record